AUGCUACCUCUGCUACCAGUGAUUCUCAUCCUGGUAAUCGCAUCUUCCAACAUCUUUAAGCCAUUCUUCUCACGGAAAUUGGUUCAUAUCGGAUGCGGGCUCGUACUGGCAUCAAUCAACUAUCCUCACGGCUCAACAAAAUACGCAGUGAUAUUCAUUGCAGUUGCGGCUAUAAUUGUUUCAGUAUUAAAGCCUUUCAAAUUCGGUCAGAAGAAUGAUAUAGGAAUCAUAUCGUACAAUCUAGUCAUACUCGCAUUUGUCUUGGCCAAGCAGCCAAUAAGGAUACUCCUUCCAAUGUUCAUUGUCGAUCCUGUCGCUGGAAUCAUCGGAAAAACAGUCAAAAGUCCACGCUGGUGUCACACAAAAACGGUUGCCGGAACCGCUGCUGCCGCCAUAUCAGCAUACAUUACACUAUACUAUGUAAGGAUUCAGUCACACAGAAUAUUACUAUCUAUUAUACUAGCCCUAAUAGAAGGUGGAUUGAAAUAUUAUGAUAACAUUGGAAUCACCAGUGUUAUUGCAGGAUACUAUUUCCUAUCCCAGAAAAUGAAUUGGGUCACUAUCACACACUAG
Molecule: messenger RNA, 573 nt
Organism: Theileria equi strain WA
Lineage: Eukaryota; Apicomplexa; Aconoidasida; Piroplasmida; Theileriidae
Exons: 3
Coding region: 1-573 (190 amino acids)
Source: RefSeq, a predicted model, not a curated record